Felis catus (domestic cat) is the source of this 1339-nucleotide messenger RNA. RefSeq lists its product as uncharacterized. The transcript is spliced from 2 exons. The coding region runs from base 1 to 819 and encodes 272 amino acids. The record is from RefSeq and is a predicted model, not a curated record. NCBI's taxonomy places the organism in Eukaryota, Metazoa, Chordata, Mammalia, Carnivora, Felidae.
AUGCUCUUUGGGGGAGUUCUGUGGCGUGAUUAUCUCUCUCUUCCCUGGUUCCCCAGCUGCCUGGACAGCAGAGACCCGAUCGGUCCCCAACGUCCAGGGCAGCUCCCGGCGGGAGGCAAGGCUCAGUCACCGUCUCCAGAGACGGAACCAGUGACUUCUGAGCAACGGAGAAGAGCCCUCUGGUUGCACCUGGCGUUCACGCAGCGGGUCUCGCCCCGGCCGGGACAGGACUUCCCAUCGCCGCAGGACGCCCGGAGAGGGCCUGGCCUGAGCUGCAGGGAACCGACUGCGUGUUACCCGGGGGGUCGUCCCUGGGACCAGGCCUGGUCAGUCCGGAGCGCCGGGGCACAAGCGAAGGGCUUCAAGCGGGAGCGGGGGUGCCUGCUGCUGCCCAGACCACGCAGGUGGGGACGCGGAGGCUGCCUGGCGCGGCCGCUGCAGCUCUGCGCUCCGACGGCUGCCGGCCGCUGCUCCGCACCGCUCUCCGCGCCCGGGGGCCGGUGGAGGGCUGCAGAGGCGGCGCAAAUCCUCGCAGCUGCCCCUGCCCCGGCCCGCGAGUGUCACUGUCGACCUUUGGGGGAACGCAGGCCCCACUUGGGCCUCGGUCUGUUCCCAGAUGUCCCGGCUGCGGGCGCAACCAUCCGAGCGCCGCCCGGCGACUGUAACGCAGCGGGCGGCCCCGGGACGGGCCCCCCGAAGCGACUCGGUGCGUUCCUCCGGACCUUUAAAGGGACCCCGGUUCCCGUUGAAGCCUCCUUCUUCCCUCCCCCAGGCCGCGCCUCCUCUGUCAACCUCCAGGAACCCAAAGCGACCCAGUAACCUGGAAGACCAAGAGGCGGGAAAUGCUAUCUUGGAAAACUGAACUGUACCUUCCUCUGUAAAGAAUUUCUGGCAUGAAUAUCAGAAAUGAACCGCGAAAGUGUCUGUUCACUGCCUCUACUUAGAGGAAAAGGUCUCUAACCUAAGAGGCAUGAUUCCUGCCCCCAAAUCGGGCAAAAGUGGAAUAAAAGAUCAUGGUCCAGUCUGUCGUCAGCCUGGAACCACUUUACUGGAAGACACAAGAAUUUUCAACAAAUCAAUAAUCCACUGGGGUCAGGAGCAUACAAUAGAAUACCAUAAUCUCAAAAAGUACCUAAAACCACCAUCUUUUAAAAUAAAUUCGCUAGGCUUUAGAAUAAAACAAGCCUCCUAAAUGCUGUAAGAAUUCAAGAGUACUGGGAUGUCUGGGUGGCUCAGUCAAUUCGGCAUCUGACUCUUGAUUUUGGCCCAGGUCGUGAUCCCAGGGUGGGGGGGAUUAAGCCUCGCAUGGGGCUCAGUGCUGAGUAUGGAACCUGUUUAA